Messenger RNA from Penicillium angulare, 1095 nucleotides. RefSeq lists its product as uncharacterized. The transcript has 2 exons. The record is from RefSeq and is a predicted model, not a curated record. The coding region runs from base 1 to 1095 and encodes 364 amino acids. NCBI's taxonomy places the organism in Eukaryota, Fungi, Ascomycota, Eurotiomycetes, Eurotiales, Aspergillaceae. Gene Ontology annotation, molecular function: O-methyltransferase activity.
AUGACCGUGGAAGUGGAGCUAAGAGGACCUUCCUCAAUACAGCUCUCCGCUUUGGCAUCAAGCAUAAAUGCAGCGGUCUCUGUCUAUUCACAAACCACCGACCCAUAUGAGAAAGAGGCAGCGCUUCGAAACAUAGAGCUUGCAUCAAAACAGCUCUCACAAUGCUCAGUAGAACCAAGAAGAUACCUCAUGGGAUUUCACUUUCAGCCCCACCAAGUUCUUUGCGUGCGGCUAGCCAUUGAGAUGCGUAUAUUUGACAAGCUUCCAACUUCAAGUCCUUUCACGGUAGAUAGCUUGGUCAAGUCAACCGGAACAGACUCUGAAUUUACCGGUCGAGUCAUACGUGGCCUUGCAGCCGUCGGCAUUUUGGAAGAAUUGCACGAAGGUACUUUCAAGCAAACGCCAGUCUCCAGAGAAUGGGCGAAUAAAAACAUGCAAUCCUACACCAAGCACGCGUGGGAUAAUAUUUUCAUGUGCAUGUCGAAGUAUAUGGAGUUCUUUAAAGAAAGAGGCUUCGUUAGUCCUUCAGAUCCGAUGAACUCGCCCUAUGCUUUUGCGAAAGGUGUUGAAGAUAUCGAUUUCUUCAAUAUAUUAUCACAGGACCCCAAAUCUGUGAAAGUAUUUAAUGAGGCCAUGACGAGCAUCAAGGAUCCUUUAGGAAGCAUGUAUGACUUUGGGAGCCUCCAGGCUAGGGAUGGCGAUGUUGCUCUUGUCGAUAUAGGUGGAGGGAAAGGACAAGUAUCCAAAGCAUACUGUUCACCUAUCCGGAACUUAAAGGAAAGUGCUACCGCAUACCUUCUUAAGUCCAUACUUCACAAUUGGCCCGAUGCAGAGUGUCGAACUAUUCUACGGAACUUGGCACCGGCAAUGAGAGGCUACAGCUCGAAGCUACUCAUCGUGGAGCUGGUCUUGUCUGACUCUAACCCAGACACUACAAAGGUAUUGUAUGAUAUUAACAUGCUUUUCUGCGCGGGAAAGGAGCGCAGCGUAAAGCAAUGGCAUACCUUGUUGGAAGGAACUGGAUUUCGAAUUCAGAGAAUUUUCGGAAUAGACAAUCCGGUGAGGAGUGUGAUGGAGGUUUUAUUGGACGAGUAG